Populus euphratica (Euphrates poplar) is the source of this 3310-nucleotide messenger RNA. Its product is annotated as Tetratricopeptide repeat (TPR)-like superfamily protein. Bases 95 to 1585 code for a protein of 496 amino acids. The record is from RefSeq and is a predicted model, not a curated record. The transcript has 2 exons. Gene Ontology annotation, molecular function: protein binding. Gene Ontology annotation, biological process: chloroplast-nucleus signaling pathway; mitochondria-nucleus signaling pathway. Gene Ontology annotation, cellular component: chloroplast. Lineage: Eukaryota; Viridiplantae; Streptophyta; Magnoliopsida; Malpighiales; Salicaceae.
CUCAAUAUCUUUAUCCCUCCUUCACCGAGACCGGCUGGCUAAGACUGCCCUCUAUCCCUUCUUCUUUCCUUGACAAACCAAAGUCCUCGAAAGCAUGACCACUUGUUUACAUCUCCGUCGAUUUUCAAGUUUCAAUCGGAACAAUCCAAUCCCACACAGAACAAUCCCUGAACCCAAAGGACAAGACCUUGAUUUUGUUAACGUUGUACAUAGUCACCUUAUUCACUCUGAUUGGGAUAAGCUCAACAAAUUAUCAGCCCAUUUUACUCCCUUUAGAGUUAACCAUAUUCUUCUAAAGAUCCAAAAAGAUCAUGUUCUUUCCCUUGAGUUCUUCAAUUCUCUCAAAACUCUAAAUCCCAUAUCCCUUACUCUCGAAACCCAUUCCAUUAUUCUCCACAUUCUUACCAAAAAGAGCAAGUUCAAGUCAGCACAAUCCAUUCUUAGAACCCUUCUUGCUUCCCGUUCCAUUGAUUUGCCUGGUAAGUUGUUUGAUACCCUUCUUUUUUCGUAUCGAAUGUGCGAUUCUUCGCCACGGGUUUUUGACUCGUUGUUUAAGACUUAUGCUCAUAUGAACAAGUUUAGGAAUGCUACUGAUGUUUUUUCUCGAAUGAAAGAUUAUGGUUUCUUGCCUACUGUUGAGUCUUGUAAUGCAUAUUUGAGUUCCUUGCUUGAUUUUCAUAGGGUGGACAUUACUUUGACGUUUUAUAGAGAAAUGCGUCGGUGUAGGAUAUCGCCGAAUUCAUACACUUUCAACUUGGUUUUGUCUGCCUUUUGCAAGUCUGGGAAACUUGAUAAGGCCGUUGAAGUGCUUAGGGAGAUGGAGAGUGUGGGAAUAACUCCUAAUGUCGUGUCUUACAAUACUCUGAUUGAAGGGCAUUGCAAUAAGGGUCUUUUGAGCAUAGCUACCAAGCUUAAGAACUUGAUGGGGAAGAAUGGUUUGGAGCCGAAUGUGGUUACUUUUAACUCUUUGAUUCAUGGGUUUUGCAAGGAAGGGAAACUGCAUGAAGCAAAUAGAUUUUUUAGUGAGAUGAAAGUUAUGAAUGUCACUCCUAAUACUGUGACUUACAAUACUUUGAUAAAUGGAUAUGGUCAAGUGGGUAAUAGUAAUAUGGCUUGUAAGGUUUAUGAUGAAAUGUUGAGAAAUGGAGUUAAGGCUGACAUAUUGACUUAUAAUGCUUUGAUUUUGGGGCUAUGCAAAGAGGGUAAGACUAAGAAAGCUGCAUUUCUUGUUAAAGAACUUGAUAAAGAGAAUUUAGUCCCCAAUGCUUCGACCUAUUCUGCUCUCAUUAGUGGACAAUGUGCAAGGAAGAAUUCUGACCGUGCUUUUCAGCUGUACAAAAGCAUGGUAAGGAGUGGUUGUCAUCCAAAUGAACAAACUUUCAAGAUGUUGACAUCUGCCUUUGUCAAGAAUGAGGAUUUUGAAGGAGCAUUCAAUGUCCUGAUGGAUAUGUUUGCGAGGUCAAUGGCCUCUGAUUCAAAUACCUUACUAGAAAUUUAUGAAGGGCUUUGCCAGUGUGGAAAAGAAAAUUUGGCAUUGAAGUUAUGCCGUGAGAUGGAAGCAAGACAUCUAAUUCCAGAAGGUUAGGCAAGUUUGACAUUUGGAAGUACCUCUCUUACUUAGUGAGCAAAAGACUAAAGGAGUUUCCUGUUAAACGUCUGUAAGGUACCUUCAUAUUCAUGUUCAUUUCUAACUACAAGUUGUGCAUGGUUUUACUCUUGGGCAUAGUUGAUGCAUUCAUAUGUUGAAGAAAUUUUCAUGCUCAUGCUUCUGUUUCUUUUAUUAUAUGCUAAACAUCUUCCAUUUUAUGGAACCAUCUUUCCUCUUUUGGAUUAUGCCAAAUCUUUUCUUCUUAGUUUUGGCUUCAUUGGUCCUCAACAUGACAAAUUCUUUUUUUUUUUUUUUGUUAAUAUAGGAGUUCUAUCUUUCUUCGCGAAAACUGUUUAGUGUGUGGUACCCAGUUCAUAACAUCUGCUGUUGUUUCUUUCCACGUCUUUCUAUCAUCCUUAAAAGUUAAAGUCGAUAUAGUCAAAUUGAACUAAUUGUUUUCAUUCUAGUGAAGGAAAGAAAAUCCCCAUCAUUUUCCAGUUAGGCAGGGUGAAAAUUUAUUCAAGAUAUAAUUGUAAAUAGAAAUUACAGUAGCUCCAUCCAAAGAUAGAUCACUUUAUGAGAUGUUGACUAGAGCCCCAAGAAACUUCUUAUUUUAGAAACAACCCUGAGCCUGAAUUGUAGCCAUAUUUUCUAAUGGUUGAAAUUAACUUUGACAGUGAUGGAUAGUAACUUAAAAGUCCUUACAACCAGAUUUGAUCCUAUUUACAAUUAAUCAGUGAGGUAAGGAAUGCAAGGGGUGGAAAUGAAGCAGAAUUUAGUGCAGCUCCAAAUAACAGUCUAAGGAUCCAGGUCGCAUCAAACUGUUCUACUCUUUACCCAUUUGCCAGUUUCCAGCCGAACUGAUAUAGAGCUGACCAAGUGGAAGUUCAAUAUUUCGAAUGGAAAAUAUUCCUGGACAUAUCUUUUUUCCUGCUUCAAUAGAAGAUAUUUAACGUUGUUCCCUUCUAACUGAUGGAGCAACUGAGGAGCCUCUGGUUGAAAGGAAUUUGCAUCAAUGCCUUGUUGUGGAUCUCUACUUAUUGCCCACACAUUAUAAUCGAUCUGUUUCUCCAUGGUAUCAUAUCCCCAUUGGUUUUCUGUUACCUUUCAUGGAAGUAAGGGGACUGGAGGGUGUAACCUGAAGAGGUUUUUUGACAACUGAUCUCUGAUAAUUUGGUUUCCAAGUGUUCGACUCUUCUAGUUUUCUCCUUCAAAGACUUGUCACGCCUCAGUCUGUGCCCUAUCCAAUCCUCCAGGGCCACUCAGCAACUCUGACAUAGCCCAUUCUAUGGUUGUUACUGUGGUAUCACUCCCUGCAGCAAACAUACCCUGGAAUGGGCUGAACUGAAUUUUAGUUCCAUGGACUAAAUUGCAAACAUGCUCAGAAUCUUUUUGCAUGUGUAUUUUUAUGGAGUCAGCAACACAUUGAGUGUUAUCACUGUGAUUUAAGGUCCAAUCUUUCCUUGAGCUUCAUUUUAUAUAUUUAAGGUUGGAUCUAUAUCAGAAGAUGCUGUAAUCUGAAUUUUUCAGAAGUCACUGUACUCUUUGGCCUGCCAACCAUGUAUCUUUUGGUGCCUUGUAUUCCCUCCUCUAAAUGCUCUGUAUUUCUUACAAUUUAGGUGCUUGAAUUUAUUACAGAUUAUUGAGAAUUUGUGAUGUACAGUACACAUUGUUUCUAAAGAGUUAAGUUUUCAAUGCACUGUGUUUUAUAGUGUUUAUUCA